Messenger RNA from Talaromyces stipitatus ATCC 10500, 981 nucleotides. RefSeq lists its product as uncharacterized. The transcript has 2 exons. Bases 1 to 981 code for a protein of 326 amino acids. The record is from RefSeq and is a predicted model, not a curated record. Gene Ontology annotation, molecular function: nucleic acid binding; RNA-DNA hybrid ribonuclease activity. Lineage: Eukaryota; Fungi; Ascomycota; Eurotiomycetes; Eurotiales; Trichocomaceae.
AUGGUGCUGAAACCUGGUGGCCAGGAUGUACUCGCCCUGGGCCUACCCAGACUUCAAACCGAAGCAGUCCUUCUAGUUUUCCGCAUAACCCCAAUAUCUGUCCUUUACCGGGAGUCUGGAUUCUCUCCACCAAAAAUUGAACUAGAUCGAAUAGCCCUCCUCGAAACUGUCCGCCUACGGCGUCUUGAUCCUUACCACCCACUUCGAAGACGCGCGGAACAGGUUGCUAGUAAUAGCCGACAAACCAGCCGAUUUGCCCGCCGUAUACUGGCCCUCCCCAACUCUAAGCAGAUAAACCCUCUCCAAUACGCUCCCUGGCACCCUCGCGAGACGCGUGAGAAUGCUCAAGCUCGAAUAGGAGCUCCCAUGGGACGCAGUAAGGAACAGGCAGCGGCUGAUUUUAUAGCUUUUCAACGCACCAUCCCUAGCUCUGAUAUUAUAAUCUUUUCAGAUGGAUCUAGACUAGUAGAUGGACGUGCAGGAGGAGGUUACAUUAGAUUUCAAGCACACAAUCAGUUCCUCCGCUCCUCACUCUCAUAUGGACAUAGGAAAGAGGUCUUCGAUGCAGAAGCAGAAGCUGCCCUAGCUGGUGCCCAAGCAGCAAUAGCAUACUCAACAGCUCAAUUUGCUACUAACUUAUGGAUCUGCCUUGAUAACUUAGAAGUUGCUACGCGCCUUCUAUCUCCCUCUACCGGAUCUUCUCAAGAAGCCUUUGAAUCCUUCCGCACCCUUGCAGCUGGCUGGCCACUACGUGAAAGGCUUCCACACACUAAAAGUGGAUCAGUCCAAAUCCGAUGGGUCCCUGGACACACUAAAAUCCCUGAGAAUGAAGUAGCAGAUUCUGCUGCUAAAGAGGGAGCUGCCUCUACCCUCCCUUCUCCAUGCAAGUCCUUAUAUGCCUCGCUAAAGAGACACGCCAAGACUCAAUCUCUCUCUGCUGCCCAGACACGGUGGCAGACCAUAGCACCACAAACUUACUAA